AAUGUCGCCUCAGCAAGCACUGCUCAUGUCCAUGCAUCGUCUGCAACAACGACAACAGCAACAACAGCAACAACAGCAGCAACAGCAACAGCAACAGCAACAUACACACGAACAGGUACAGCAACAAAUGCUCGGCCAAACAAGUUUGCCCACGACUUCCAACAAUGCACCGAGCCCUUCAUUUUGGGACGACUUCACUGCAGCAGACAAUGCGCAAGGUACACAGCAAAUCAAUGCUCAGAACAUAAAUUCUAGUAUCUUUGGCGAUGAUCUGAGCACUACACAUACUGGAGCAGGAGGAGGUUUAAUGCACCUAAACAACGUGUAUGGUAUAUCGACGACAGUGGUCUUUAGUCCAUCACAGCAGCAGCAACAGCAAUUGCUGCCGCAGCAUCAAUCUACGCAGGAGGCGGAGACGUUUAUGCUGAUGAGAUUAGAGUCGAGCAUAAGCGACGGCGAAAAGUGUGACGAGCUUAGUGCCGUCCAAAUUCAGGCCAUAUUGGAGCAAUCGCUAGCUGAAGAUACCCACAACAAUCCUAAUAUUCUCGUCAACAACUUCGCCUCGGCGUUCCAGCAACCGCAGUUAGCGCAGAACCAGCAGCUGAAGCUUGGUGCUGCUCCUGAGGAGUUGCGCCCGACCCAUUGGCACGGCAUCAUGUGAGAAAAGAAGGGCCAUGAAAAAUCAUGUAAAAUAAAUGAAUACACUGGC
Molecule: messenger RNA, 709 nt
Organism: Gamsiella multidivaricata
Lineage: Eukaryota; Fungi; Mortierellomycota; Mortierellomycetes; Mortierellales; Mortierellaceae
Exons: 1
Source: RefSeq, a predicted model, not a curated record